Molecule: messenger RNA, 1464 nt
Organism: Leishmania major strain Friedlin
Lineage: Eukaryota; Euglenozoa; Kinetoplastea; Trypanosomatida; Trypanosomatidae
Exons: 1
Coding region: 1-1464 (487 amino acids)
Source: RefSeq, a predicted model, not a curated record
AUGUGGCAGACGUUUGUGCAACAAAGUCACGCAGCAGCGCUGGCAUUGCACCGUUCUACCUGUACUUGUUCGCUGAGCGCGCGCCCUGUGCACAUGCGGCAACGGUGUGUCAGUGCCCCGGUCUCUGGAGCCGCCUCCUCUGCCGCUGCCGCUCGAGCUUCCGCAGUAAAGAGCCGCUCGAGAUACCGGCGACGAUGGCGCGGCUUUGGGAUCGCAGCAGCCUGCUUCGUUGUAGGCGUGGUGCUCUACGUGUGUCUGGGUAGCUCGAUCAUGUUUCAAUCGAGUGCGCAGCAGCGGCAGCGUCGCAGACCGGGGAAGUACCCUGUACUGGCCGAGCGUGAUGUAAUGGCGCUGGACGUGGCCACCUCGCAGGUGGCGAAUCUGGCAACGUUGCCAGCGCUGGACAACUUAGUCAAGUCAGCAGCUGAGCUGGGGGCGGUGCACGCGCAAGUGCUCGAACAGGUGGUUGCUGCGCAGGAGGUAGAGGACGGCGGGCGUGCGCUUCGCGAGCUGGGCGUUAGUCAAAGCCACCUUUCUAGUGGCUGCUCUUCCCUGCGACGUGCUGCCGAUGUGAGCUACGCGAAGCUCAAAGCCAUGCUGCUGCAGGAAGCGCAUGCGGAGCUACAUAUGGCCCCGACCUCACUCGUGCGCACCACGUACGGCUGGAUGCUGGGCAACAUCUAUCUUUACAGCGCAGUGUUGCCGGAAUACUACCUCUUUCGGGACGAUAGCACUAACCACGCACUGGUGCUCCUGCGCAGCACCAACGUGCUCUCCUGGAGCCCACGUGUGCACACGGUGCCGUCGGCAGAGAUGCGCGAGCACGGCGCAGCGGUGGCGACCUAUGACUUGUUCAACUGGUCUGGGGGAGCGGCGUGCAGACGAGGGCCUCUGGGUCACGUGCCGCACGCGACGCGAUUUUGUGAAUCGUCCUUCUCCUCCUGGUCCGCCGUGGCGCGCCGCGUCGCCGCCACGUACGAGGAGCUCAUUGUUCUGUACCCCACCUACGCACCACUACGCCUGCACUAUGCGAUUUCGUUUGCCUUUCUUGCGAUGGACACCGCAGCUGAUGUGACGGCGGGUGGCACACAGGGUCUUGAUGGCCACACGGCAAAGGCGCUCCAAGUAAUCCGGAGCGACCGCUCAAAGCUCAAGGGAACGUACACGCAUGCCGACGCAGCCCACGGGCCCGUUUUGGCUCUCCUGGAGGCGUUUCUCACCCCAGUAGCGUUGCGCACCGCAGACCAGGAUGCUCAGCUCGUGGCGGCGCUCCGUGAGUGGGAGAGCUGUGCUGAGGCGCAGGCAGCGCUGCUGGAGGCUACCUCUUGGCCGGGGGGCGUUUUUCCUGGCGAGUACCGUGCCCCUCUUCUUCGAGACGUGCAGUUGUCACACUUACUGGCUAAGGCGCAGCUUCAUUUGGGCGAUGAUCAUGCAGCGCUGCAGACGUUGCGCUUGUGCUUGUGA